Trichophyton verrucosum HKI 0517 is the source of this 876-nucleotide messenger RNA. Its product is annotated as mitochondrial intermembrane space protein Mia40. NCBI's taxonomy places the organism in Eukaryota, Fungi, Ascomycota, Eurotiomycetes, Onygenales, Arthrodermataceae. The transcript is spliced from 3 exons. Gene Ontology annotation, cellular component: mitochondrial intermembrane space. Gene Ontology annotation, molecular function: protein-disulfide reductase activity. The record is from RefSeq and is a predicted model, not a curated record. Bases 1 to 876 code for a protein of 291 amino acids. Gene Ontology annotation, biological process: protein import into mitochondrial intermembrane space.
AUGUUCCGAUCCGCGUCUAGGACACUGCUCCGUGGUACACCUGCACAACAACUACGAUUUGCGCAAAGCCGAAGAUGGAUUAGCGAUGCAUCGUCGCCAGUACAGAAGAAGCAGGGAUGGAGAAGUACGGUGGUGAGAUGGGGUCUUGCUGCCGGUGCUGUUUACUACUACAACACAAGCCCCAUAUUUGCCGAAGAACCUCCCCUCGAGAUUGCUCCCGGAUCCCAAUAUAAGACGCAAGAUACAGCUGUUUCGCAAACAAUUGAGUCUCUAGAGGCGGCGAAAAAGACCAAGCCUAAGGCACGACCCGCUCCUGUCACUUCGGAAGUUAAGAAGUCAUCGCCUGAGGAGACAUCAAUAGGUGCCGCUGCUGAGACUGGUGCUCCUAUUUCUGGGGGGGAGCAACCGCCUGUUCCUGCCCCAAGCGAUGCCGAGCAGGAGGGCGAGGAAGGCCAAGAGGCGGCGUUUAACCCGGAAACCGGCGAGAUCAACUGGGACUGCCCUUGCCUAGGCGGCAUGGCCCAUGGGCCCUGUGGAGAGGACUUCCGGGCCGCAUUCUCAUGCUUCGUGUAUUCCCAGGAGGAACCCAAGGGAAUGGACUGCAUUGACAAAUUCAAGGCCAUGCAAGAUUGCUUUAGACAACAUCCCGACGUCUACGGAAAUGAACUCGACGACGAAGAAGUUGAUGCGCAAUUAGACGAACACAUUGCUUCGGAGAAACUGGCUGAGCAGAAGGCGUCUUCGGAAUCGUCCGAGGCUGCACCUGCAGCUGUCCCGGAACCCUCCCAGUCAGAGUCCACAUCCAGCAAGGAUAAGCUGCAGGAGGCCGUCUCAAAGGAACUAGAAGCCAUCCAAUCGAAGGCCUCUAAGGAGUAA